UUGCAAGAAAUAACUGCAAACCGGAAGGGCGAAAAGGGGAGAUCAAUAGGGGGGCAACGGAAACGAGCUCCACGCACAACACCACACCACACCGCGCUCCUCUGACGAGACGAGGCGGCAACAGACCACCAUACCCGCCGGCGCGGCGCCCACCCAAAUCGCAGAUCAAAGCACCACGCCGGCCGGCCAGCCGGAGGGAUCCAUUGCUUCCGAGCAAUCGAGAGGCCCGGCGUCGCAGGUAAAUAGUUCAUACUUGUAUUCCUGGAUCUGAUGGUGUCGGUCUCUUGGAGACUCUAAUUCAGCAAGCAUUGAAUUGAAUCCGUGGAAGUGGAGAUGACUUCCCUGAAGAAAUCCGACAAGAAGGCUGUCCUUGACUUUGCAGCAUGGAGUUUCAAUGUUACUACAUCCGUUGGAAUCAUCAUGGUCAACAAAGCUUUAAUGGCUAAGCAUGGAUUCAGUUUCGCCACAACAUUAACCGGGCUUCAUUUUGUGGCAACCACCUUGAUGACAAUCGUAUUUCGGUGGUUAGGCCUGAGCCAGCCCUCCCAGUUACCACUAGCGGAUCUGAUUAAAUUUGUGAUAUUUUCAAACUUGUCAAUUGUUGGGAUGAACGUGAGCUUGAUGUGGAACUCUGUGGGCUUUUAUCAGAUAGCAAAGCUGUGCAUGAUACCUGCUUCAUGUCUUCUGGAGAUUGUCUUUGAUCAUGUACAUUAUUCCCGCGACACAAAGCUGAGCAUAAUGGUUGUGCUUAUAGGAGUUGCAGUCUGCACGGUUACUGAUGUCAGUGUGAAUGCAAGAGGUCUAAUUGCAUCUGUUAUAGCUGUUUGGAGCACAGCCUUGCAACAAUAUUAUGUUCAUUUUCUCCAAAGGAAGUACUCUCUGAACUCGUUCAACCUCCUGGGCCACACUGCUCCAGCCCAAGCAGGGUCCCUCCUGCUAGUGGGACCAUUUGUGGAUUACUUGUUGACAGGCAAAAGGGUGGAUCACUUCAAUUUCUCAUCUCUUGCUCUGUUUUUCCUCACACUCUCAUGCUUCAUCGCCAUUGGGGUUAAUCUGAGCCAAUUCAUCUGCAUCGGACGGUUCUCUGCUGUGUCGUUCCAAGUGCUGGGCCACAUGAAGACUGUGCUUGUUCUGUCCCUUGGGUUUGUCUUCUUUGGCAAGGAGGGCCUGAACCUUCAGGUAGUCCUCGGGAUGGUCCUCGCUGUUCUUGGAAUGAUCUGGUACGGUAACGCAUCGGCUAAACCAGGAGGCAAAGAAAGGCGCAGCAUCCUACCAGUGAAAUCUGGGAGUCUCAAGGGAAGUUCAGAAGAAAUGGAUGGUGCUGAAAAAUAGUCUUGUUACCAUACUCCAACUGAGAUGGUUACAGGGAAUUUUUAUGUGAGAUUAAAAUUCUGGUGAUGCGAGUAUCACAAAAAAUAGAAACUCUGGCAUUACAUAGUUACGUUUGCUGUAGAAGGUAUACUCUUCCUGUCUAGAAACUUAGGAUUGUUAUAGUUCCAGGUAUACAGUAGUGACACUUUAAUUUCUGUCUCUGUGGAUCAUUGGUACGUCAGCGAGGGGAAUGCCACAUGUAUUACGAGGCUAGCUUGAAGAAAGUUUUACCCAAUAUAGUGUUUUUUUUCUUUUUUUGGGAAAUAACAUAGCCUUCUGUA
This is a messenger RNA of Panicum virgatum (switchgrass), 1652 nucleotides long. Its product is annotated as UDP-rhamnose/UDP-galactose transporter 4-like. Bases 334 to 1332 code for a protein of 332 amino acids. Lineage: Eukaryota; Viridiplantae; Streptophyta; Magnoliopsida; Poales; Poaceae. The record is from RefSeq and is a predicted model, not a curated record. Gene Ontology annotation, cellular component: Golgi apparatus. The transcript has 6 exons. Gene Ontology annotation, molecular function: UDP-galactose transmembrane transporter activity; antiporter activity.